AUGUGCCAGCCGUGGCUUCAGCUCAACAACCAGGGGCCCGUCUGUGUGCCCACACGCUCACGCGAACCUGGUAAGUCCGUGUGUGUGUGAGCGACUGAGCCAUGCAUCCCUCUCUCUCUCUCUCUGUGUGUGUGUGUGUGUGUGUGGCUCUUUCAUGCAGUUCGUGUGCCGUCUCACUGUGUGGGCCGUGAGUGCGGGGAGGCCUGGUACACUGUCAGCGGACAGCACUGGAAGGAUCAGCACAUCACUUUCGACGUAAGCCCGCAAACAGCACAGCACAGCGCCUGACGCAGACACACAGCCACACAAGAAAGGGAUUCGUUCAGACGCACAGCGGCCCCUCAACCCCCACAAUCGACCGCAGCACCAAAUGGCGCGUGUGGCUCGGUAUCCCAUCCCUGAUCACACCACAGACGUGUAGACCCAUGUGUGUGUGUGUGCGUGGGGGAUCAGGUGAGGCGCUGCACCAGUGGAACCACCGCGACAACCUCGGGACGCUCUGCAUGAACGUCCUCGCAAGGCCGGCUGGUAUGUGGCUGAGCGUGGACACACACGUCUGCACCCCUCUGUGUGUGUGUGUGUGUGUGUGUGCAGUUGCCUGUCCGGCGUUCCCCUUCUCCACACUCGACAACGGCACUCUCCAGGGCGUCGUUGCCAUCAACCACACGUACGCUGCAGCCACACACACACACACACUCUGUGUGCCCCCCAUGUCCCUCUCUCUCUCUCUCUCUGUGUGUAUGUGUGUGUGCGUCAGCUCCUCUGACCGCUCCUUCAUGGCGGGGGACACCGUGUCUGUGGCGUGCGACACACAGAGGGGAUACCAGGCUAAACCAGGGUCGGUGGAGCAUCUUGCAAUCCAUGCAGACGCUCACUCACUGAUUGCAUCUCUCUGUGUGUGUGGGUGUUUUGUUUGUGUGCACAGUCAUGGUGGGCAGGAGGACCUGUUGUGUCGCUUCCGGGCCGACUACCGCACCGUCAAGUGGGACGACAUCCAUAUUCGAUGCGCCGGUAAGCAGCCUCUCUCUCUCUCUCUCUCUCUGAGCACACUCACACACAUGCAUUGGUUGCCUGUUUAGAAUCCACAAUCGAGCCGUCAUGCUCGCGCGACGAGCAGUGCCGCUGGCCCACACCUUUCUGCCACCCUGACAAGGGCACCUGUGUCGGUGAGUGAGGUGGCCUCUCUCUCUCCCUCUGCGUGUGUGUGUAUGUGUGUGUUCGGUGUGUGCAGAGUGUGUGUCAUCGUCAUCGAGUGGCUGA
Vitrella brassicaformis is the source of this 1260-nucleotide messenger RNA. The record is from the annotation of a GenBank genome assembly. NCBI's taxonomy places the organism in Eukaryota, Vitrellaceae.